This is a messenger RNA of Pelobates cultripes (western spadefoot toad), 12306 nucleotides long. The record is from the annotation of a GenBank genome assembly. Lineage: Eukaryota; Metazoa; Chordata; Amphibia; Anura; Pelobatidae.
AUGACAGUGAAGGCCAUCCAAAGACUACAGGAAGUGUUUGCUUUUGAAGAGAUCCAUCAUGAUAUUCCACCACAGAAGAAACCCCCUCGAUUCAUGCUGGACUUGUACAACCAAGUGGCAGAUUCUGAUGGCAUAACCAAAGCACCAGGUCUACUGCAAGGGAACGUAGUCAGGAGCUUUGAGAGCAAAGGUAAGGAGGCAUUGGUGCCUAUAUUAUAUUAAUAUAUGUUACCUCAUAUACAAAUCAUAAGUAGAACAAUUCUUAAAGAAAUUAAUUUACUUUAGAAGUAGUAUUCCACAUUUGGAGACACGUCCACACUGGGACAUUUACUGAGAUGUUACUCAAGGUAGCGGUCAAAUGUGGACUUAAAAAUAAACUGGAUUGUACCUACAAUUUAAGAAAUAACAUUUCUUAAAGCUCUUUGAGAGCUCUAAGCUUAUAUUUAUUUAUUUUAGUAAUUAGAAAAGAGUUUCAGGCAUUUUAUGUUUGUUUUAUUUAUGUCACACAUUGGGUGUGUUUGUGUGUGCAUGUAUGCUGAUGGUAAUGUACACUAAGGUGUAAUAUGUUUGUACAGUUCCAAAGAGGAAUUCACUAACUUACAAAGGGGUCAAUGUGACAUCUCAUUGUAAUACAAUACUAAAAAACAAAUGUAAAAAGUAAAUCCCAACCCAUGGAAGUUUUCCUUGUCAUUGAAACCCAUAUCAGAUUUAAGGAACAAACAUUUUAAGAGAUCGUGUUUAAGAAGGAUAACAUAGAAUGUAACAGGCAGUAACACAACAUAAUGAGCUAUUUCUGUUUUGUUGGGGGCUGGGGGGGGAUUGUCCAUUAGUAUGUGGAAAACCUUAUUUGUCUUAUCUUGCAUUUAAAUUUUAAUUCUCGAAUCACAACCCACUAGUACUGUUUCAGAAUCUUCUUUAGAAGAACAUUCAGGCAGACCAUCUAAAUUCUGUGACUCAAAAAACAUAAUUUCUGUACAUCUAUUGCAUUGAAAUAUUUAAGAAAGAAUCACAUUUUGUGUGUUUGUUUUUUCCCCCCCUUUAUUUACAGCCUCUAUUAUAGAGGCUGUAAAUGCACAUUAAAGGUGUAACAUGCACAUUAAAGGGUCCUGGACAUCACACCACUUUUGAUUGCCAGUUGCCUUAGCAUUUCUUAUGGCUUUAAGAUGACAGACUAUUAACCUUGUUUAAGCCUCAUUAUGUCAUAAUAUUUCACCUCUCUUACUACUCUCCAUUUGCAGUGAAUGCUGAUCCUGAACAUCCUUACUUCUUCAACAUCUCAUCGGUGGGGACCAACGAGAAGGUGCUAAAGGCUGAACUUCGCAUUUUUAAGUGGAAGCCUCUUGCAAUGGUUGCAAAGCACCAUUUCUGUAGGGUAAGUAUUGAUAUUGCUUUCUAAAUACUAUAUGUUGAUCUAACAAUCCAGGAGGCCAAAUCACACUAGUUCACGUAGAUUAAAGGCAAAUUUUAAGUGGUGGGCUUCAACCAGUGUGCUAUGGCACAUGCCAAGUCACCAUAAAGUGUGCCAUAAACAUAAGGACUUCAGGCCUGUGACAUGCUGUAAGCAGUUAUUCCUUUAAUUUCACCCCUUAGGGCCUUUAAAACACCACAAAUGUGUCUCUAUAUUCACAUAAAUGACCAAGUCCAGCAGGAACAAGCACACAUCACCUCUUUGCAGUUUUUUUAUGCUUUUUGUAUGUUCAGUACGUUUUCAAGGUCUACAGUACUAAAAGUACUGCACAAACAAUACAAGAAAAAAAAAGAACACAGAGACGUGAUAUAUGCUUGGGCAUUCAUAUGCGUAUGAAGGUAAAACCACUUUCUAAUGUUUUAAAGAUCCUAAGCAGUGAAAUUAAAAUAGUUUAUUGUUUUAUAUGCUGUGUCCUUCUGCUAUGGUGAGAGCCUAUCUUUGCUUAGUCUUGGUCCUAAAAAAAAAAUAAUGAGAUUUUCAUAAAGAAAGAAUCUUUAUGAAAUACUCUAAUGACUGUGUUGAAAUUUCACUGACAUUUCAACCCAGUCAAGAGAUAUGCUGAGACACUUCUAGACACUGGGCUUGGAAUUGGCCAGGAGAAUAUGGUGGUGUCCAUGAGAAACAGUUUCAGGUAAGUGACAAUUUCAAUGUCGGGGGUCUUUGCAAAUUCUGGAAAGUCCCCAGAUGAUGACAGUGCAGCUUUCACUGUGAGAUUUACUAAGCUUUAGAAAACAAAUGGAUUUAUACACAAAACACCAACUUUAAGGAAAUUGAAACCCAAAAAGAAAAAUCUAGUCACAUUUUGUCUAUUUGAAUCUAAAUUUUGUUUUGUAAAUCAUUACAAUUUAGUGUUUAAAGAAUAAACCCCAAAUUGUUUAAGGGAAAAUGCCUUUUAUUUCAUGUAGACAGUCAUGUUCAUCAUCUGCUACAUUUGAUCAUCAACAAUUCAUUUAGAUUCAAUGAGACAUAAUAUAUGGAUAAUACCUUGCAAUAUCUAUGCAAAAAUAAUAAAUCACAACGAAUAAAAAAAAUACACAGAUACAAAGUUUCUGCAAAACAUUAUUCUUUGCAGCUUCUGCAGUGUCACUAAACCAUAAAUGUAAUAAAUCAUGAUGCGUGCAUAACUUUCUAUAUCACCCCUGUGCGUAUCCAACAGGUAGUGAAUUAUGGACACGGCAUUCAUUGCUACAUUUAGUUGUCAUUUAGUUGUCAGAUUUCUGCUGUAAAAAAUGCAUGACAUCAUGUACAGAUAACUUUUUUUUUUAACAGAAAGGGAAACACUGUAUGGAAUCUGGAAACAAUGAUAUAGUUGUCUAAUCAUACAUUGUUGAAUGUACUGAGAAACAUUAUUACUGUAUAACACAAUUUCUACAGUUUUGCUUGAAUUAUAUGUAAUCCAACUAUUAUGUCCAUGUGUUGGUACCUGCGUGUACCCCAUACCAUUGGCUAUUGUUAUUAUCCUCAAUUAAACUCUGAUUAAAGAUAAGUUUCUUUAAAAAGAAAAAGGCAAACAUCUCACAUUAGUAGGUUAGCAGGAAAAAAAACAGAGAAAACGAAUUAGAUAACAAAUACAAAGAUUAAGAGUAAAAAAAAAAAAACAUUGAGAAGAAAAAAAUAACUGUGACAUAACCUGUGCAUUACUUUGUCAUGCGGAGGUUCCUGGAGGACCCUUUUAAAUGAUAAGAAACAAACACGUGGUCUGCUACAUAUUUCUGUCCCAUAGUUUCCACUAGGGUGUGUGUCUAUAUAUGUUUGUAUAGAUACAUUAAUAUAUAUAUAUAUAUUAGACGAAAUGAGUAUGUUCUGUAAUGCUGCCUUUAAAUUGAUCACUAUUAUGGGAAAAUUGAAGAAAUGGCAGGGAUUUCCUUUAGAUUUUAUGUUUAUUGUAUUUUUUAGCAGGUGCACCACUAUAAAUGAAACUCCUUCAAAAGUAAAAAAUCUAAAUGUUUGUAUUUGUCUGAUCUAUUUUCUGCUUCUUUUUAAAAUCUCUAUAUCUAGGUGGAUCUGUAUGAGCUUUUUGACAGUGCCUCAACACCCUGGAGAGGGAACUUGAUUGCCUCCCGUCUUCUACCCCUGCACUUCCAGGGCUGGGAGAUGUUCAAUGUCACUCUGACAGUAAGUGUUAUCUUUGUGGUUUUUUGUAAGGGAUUUUCUGAUUGACUCAUAAGUCCAUUCUGUUGACUCUUUGCUGGUUCCCCUAUAGUUCUCAAGUUUCAAGUUAACAUAUUUGUGUAAGCUACCAUUUUGCAGUGCGGUCUCGAACACUAUUUACUACUUUAAAUCCCAUUAUUAUUAUUAUUAUUGGCAUUUAUAUAGUGCAAACAUACUCUGUAAUUGCACUUUACAAUAAUAGAAAGGGGAUAUUCAGAGGUGAAGAAGACCAUGCUCAUAAAAGUUUUCAAUCUAUGAGGAUUAUGAUUACUUCUUGGUUGUAGCAUUGAAAUAAUGUAGCUUCAGCACACAUGGUCAGGGAGAGGUGUAUUUGUGUUAGUACUACCAUAACAUAGGCAACUUUUCUGUCCAUAGUUACUUUUCCAAGCCUGAUCUGCAUAUCCGUAAAUUGAUUUACCACCAUGUGACGAAAAAAGUGGGUGUAGUAUAAGACACAUCGCUAUUAGGGUUAUUCACUUAAAUGUAAACUGUUGGGAAUUCAAAGUGAAUUUCAAAAUUUAAGAUAAAAUAGCCAAAAAUGUGACGUUCUCCAAGUCAGAUUUUUUUUCUUUUAUUAUUUAUUUUCCUCUCAAUUUGGCAAUUUUGGCUUAAAAUUUAAAGUUGACUUUGAAUGACAUUGAAUUUCUGACUUUUGACAACUAAUUGAAUAUUCAUGUUUGCACUCCAUAUGUAAGUAAAGGAAAAUAUUGGAGGAAAUAGUUUGCAUAUAGCAUUUGUACAGAAUUCAAAUAAGGAAAUUGUUAAAGUGUAUAUUCUACAAUAAUGAAUUCAACAACAUGAUGUUCUGCCACCUAUAAGCAUUGUUUAAGAUGUGGUGGGUUUUAUAAAAAAGCUGCAUUCACAAUGACCUUGUGUGAUGGGGACAUUUUCUGUUGUAGUCACAAUUCAGUUAGUGUUAGCCCUUUUGUAUAGUAUGAUAGUAUGGUUAAGGGUACUGUAUAGUAAUAUAAUUAUAGCUUAUAUUCAGAAGAUAAAUUGGAGGGAAAUUAGGGGGUGCGAGUUCAUAGGUUAAAAUUAUUUGUCCCAAUAAUACAAAAAUAUAUAUAUUAAUAUUUUUGUGUUAUUUUUUAUGUAUUUGUAAGUAUAUGCCAAAGUGUAACAGAAUGAUUAAGCUACAUUUUACAGUUAUAAAAAUGUAUAUAUUUUUAACAUAGGUUGAAAAAAAGACUCCGUCUUUGAAAUUCAGUCUUUCUCAUAUCUGUUUUUUUCAAAAUUAGGCAAAUAAACACCCAAUUUGAAUUAAUUUUCAGUUUCGCAAAAAAAAACCAAAAAAAAAACCUACUUAACUCCAAACGUGGCUGUGAGAUUUCUCUAUGAAUUAACAAUUUGAGAAGAGCCUUCAGAAGCUCAUUGCACCAUAACCACUACAAAACAUAUAGUAGUUAUGGUUCUUAAAAUGACCCUUUAAUGAGGAAACCAUUCAGCAUGCUCUCUUACUGUACAACAGUAACACAACACUGUACAAACACCUUAUCUUCGUUUAACAUAUACAACUAUCUCGCAACUUGAAAAAGAAGCAACUAAAACCCUUACAUCAUGCGUAUUUAUCAGCAUUUAUGUAUGUGAUCUGAUUUUGGUUAGUUAUAAUUAGUUAACCAAUAAGAAGAAUGAUGAGUAUAUUUAGCACUUUGGAUAACGCAGUGACAUCUUGAUUUUCUUUCUCCCAGGUCUCUAAGUGGGUUGGUGAAAGCAAUAUGAACCAUGGUUUCCUUGUUACAUACAUUCUACCUUCUGGGAAAUACAUGGAGACAGUCCUAGGACAGAAGAAGCAUCAGUCAGUAAUCAGGAGGUCCUAUCUUGUCCUCCAUAGUGAUGAUGGAAGGGGGGGAGUCACAAAGAGUGAAACGUUCCAUUACAAUAUAAAGGACCAAGGUAAGAGGAUAUACCGAUUUCUACAAAUUAAUUCAUUAUUUGAAUUAGCCAACUGGCAAAUGUACUUUUUACUGAUAUAUGAAAAAAGUGUUUGGUUUUUGUUAUCUAUGUUAUGUAUGUAUUUACAUGUAAGAUCUUCUUCCACUCUAAGCAUACUCCAAGCACUAAUUGCACUAGUUAGAGUUUUACUUUGUACUCAUGCUGUAUUUUUAUCCACAUGCAAAGUUCACACUAAUCUGAGUACAUUGUGUACUGAGAGUACAUCUAAUAUGGAAGGUUUUUUUUUGUUUGUUUUUUUAUAAUUCUUUAUUUUUAAUGUGUAAAGCUUCCACACAUUUUGAUAAUACAGAUAAACACAAGUCAAAUCACAAUGAAGUACAAUAAACAUUGCAAAGAAAAAAUAGAAGUAAAAAUAAGGGUUCUGAGGGGUGACCAAUAAAGCAUAGUUAGUGUCACCAGCCAUGCUACACUCAUGCCCUGAUCUAUUCAGAUACAUUUUUUCUCCUGUGUGGCUGCACAGUGUACUAACUUAUUCCGUGGAAGGUGCAGAGUUGCCCACCAUUGGAGCCCUUUGCUAUGGGUAUCAUCGCAGCAAGCAGACACGAAUCAAGUGCAUUCAUCCACACCUCCCUUUCAGUCGCUCGUGAUCCCCUUCACCUCAUUAAGCUUUCCCACUGCCUGAGUAUCUCUGUGUAGGGAGUCCCAUGAUGUGGCUAAAGUCAUGUAUCCUGAUCUAACACCAACAAACUUACUUGCUGUCUCCCAUACACACCCGCACCCCCUCUCUCAUCCUCUAACUUUCCCCGACAGGGUAGGGAAUUAGUCGGCAUAUAUAAUUAGCGAUGAUCAACCAAAGUAAUAACUAUCAAAAAUGGCAAACUGUAAUAGUCAAGGUGGCUUGUGGUCAAACAAAAGGGCAUGGAAUAGAUCUGUAAACCCCUAGUUGGCCUUUACACACCCUGAGAUACACCUAAUUGGGUAGAGUGAUUUAGGGUGGGGAUCCCAAACCCUACCCUGGACCCCUAUCUCCAAACUGAAGCUCUUAUCUGUUGGGUCCACCCCUGCCUUCAAGGGCACCAGAGGUGGAAUCUGCAAGGUUCUCAGGAGCUGUUGGAUCUUCCUCCACCGAUAUUGUUAGCACUGAAUCUGUAUGGGGUACCACUAAAGUUCCCAAUACUCCCCACCGAUAUCUGACACUGUGUUCCCUCAGCAACCUGGUAACAGGCAUGAAUCUUCGUCUGUCCAACAGGACAGAGAACAGCAGAUCAUCAUAAAUCUUGAUGGUACAGUCAGAUGGUACGGUUGGGUGGUUCCUGGAGUGAACUAGGAUGGCUGCCUUAACAGAAACAUCUCGAGUAACAUCUCUUGAGUAACAUGACAUCUCUUGGUGCGUCCGCUGGGGUGAUUGGGACCUUCCAAAUACGGAAUACCGAUGCUAUUGGUAAAGCUCCGUUGACUCCUUUCACCCCCAGUACUUCAGCCACCUUGUUGGAGAAGUCGAACAGAGCCUCCGGGCCCACAUCUUCCAGUACCACUCGUAUCCUAAUGAUUUUCUGUUGAUGUCGCCCUUCGAGUGAAGCUACUGUGCGGGUAAGUUGUUGGACCUCCAGGGAGAUUGUUGUCAUCUGGGAACGGGUCUCUGUUAACUGACACUCCCGUUCUUCUUCACGGGAACUCUUCGGGUUCUGCUGCCUAUCUCUGCUUGCACACCUGUCAGGUCUGCUCUCCAGCCUGCACGGAGGUCUAGUAGGAGCUUCUUAAUGUCUCCUUUUGUUGAUGGAGAUGUGUCAUUAUCCGAGUCCAUUCUCCAAUAUAUACCACUUGGAGCCCUCAAGGCAGUAGACCUCUCUUCCCCCUGAGAGUCCUCAGACUCCCUGGAGCCUCAUGGUCUCCCAUGCGCAAUCUUGUACUCGGCCUGCUGCUGCUGCCUAUCGAAGGACCUGCAGAUGUCUGAUAGUAGGGAGUUCUUUGCUUGGGCUAUUUUCUUGUGUUUGCACCCCAUGGCACUUUAGGGGGGUCUAGAAUGCUGUUCUAGCUGGUAAUUCUUGUCAAUUACGUGGCUUUACAGUCAAUUAGAUAACUAUAUAGCUGGAGCUCUUCUUAGACACGCCUGGUCUGUUUCACAGCUAGCAACGCCCCUCAAGGAAGUUGUUUUUAAAAAAAGAGUAAGCCUGGCUAAGGGGGUGUGGUUAUAGCUGUAAUUUCUAUUUUUGUAUUUUAUUUUUUUUCAAAACUAGAGAUUUGAAGAGAGAAAAUCACAGAAUUAAUGCCAAAUAAGAUUAUAUUAGAUUCAUCUUUAUUAUUACUGUGUACUGUACAUACAAAGACAAUGAAACAUAAUUGGCCUCCUAUCAGAAAUACAGUAGUGAUUGAUAAAAUAUACAAUAAAAUAAAAGAUGUAAACUUUAGCGAUCUUACAAAAUAGCAUAAUACAUCUAAUACCUAAGAAAUAAAAUCCAGUCCAAUAUAUAUAAUAUAUAUAUUUAGGAUAAAUUGGCCUAUUCUAUGGCCAUGGGCCUGGCACUGCAGCUCCACUAGUCCCUAUGUUAAUUUGGCUCUAUAUCAAUGCACGCCCGGCACUAUAACCACUACAGUAAUCUGAUACUUGGUGUGUUCCUUUAACAGCACAAUCCUUCAAAUUCAGUGAUCCUUUUAUUAAGGUGCCAAACUAAAAGGUGACAGUUCAGCCACACAAAGGUCUUUAUCAUACCGAACACACACACAAAUAACACAUAAAUAGACACUUAAUUAUACAAAGGGGUGGAGCAUCACCCUAAAAACAAUGAUUGACAUGUAGUUAACAAACUGCAUGUAUUUAAUCAAGCAGUGGAGAAUUACACUCAAAACAAUGUUUAACAUGUAGUUAACAAAGUGCAUAAAUACAUCAAGGGGUGGAACAUCACCCUCAAAACAAUGAUUGACAUAUAGUUAGUAAACAGCAUACUAAAUCAUGUGCUUUGACACGAGACAGGUCAUGUGGUGAAGUGAAAAACAAAUAUAAGUGAAAAAAGACAUGAAAGGCUAAAAACAUAAUAAUAAUAACAAAAUAUUUAACCAGGAAAGAUUCAUUCAGAUUACUCUGGUUUUCAAGUACGUCCUGGUGAUGUUACCUUAGCCCAACAUCCAGGGGUUGUUACUAACAUAUCUAAAAUGAAGUGCUAAAAGUGUCUAAAAUACAAUAGCAAUAGUGCAAUAUAAUAAUUCUUGUUACAUAAUCACUGAUUUAAAAUAUAUAUAUACGCAUUGUUUCAAAUUACCAAAACAUAAAAUAUUUAAUCUAACAUGAUACAAAAAUAAAGAAUUGUAUAAACCAAUGGAAUUGGCAAAUCAUCUGAUACACAAAAUACAUACAUUUUGAAUUAUUUAAAUUGCACUUGAUUCCCAGUACAACCAUGAUUGGCAAGCUUUCUGGUGACAUCCCUGUGACCACACCUCUAGAAAUAUAAUUAUAAUAAAUAUUAGAGAAAUAUACUCAUAUCAUAAUCUCUAUUCAUUCCAUAAGGCUCAAAACAAUUCAAUUAUUUCAUCCAAAACUGCUCUCUUUUCUUUAGAGCAUUCACCUGAGACUUGUGAAAAACAGAUUUGAUCACCUCUCCCUAAUCAAUCUUCCUGGCAUGGUCUAAUUAGUCAUUGCUCUCUUUAUUUCUACAGAUGCACCUCUUCUAACGUCAGAGACUCAGUCUAUCAUGCCACCACAACUGAACAGGUUUACGAAUGGAGCUAACCAACAAAAGAUUCGUCAUAUCAGAGAAGUUGUUGAAGACACAGACCCACCAUGCAAACGCAAGCCCAUGUACGUGGACUUUGAAGAGAUAGGAUGGGAUGCAUGGAUUAUAUCUCCAAAAGGAUAUAAUGCCUACUUCUGUAAGGGUACUUGUUCCUUCCCUCUUGGGCAGGAUAUGGGAGCUACCAACCAUGCUUCUGUGCAAUCAAUUGUCCACAUUCUCAAACUCAAUAAGGACGUUAGCAAACCAUGCUGUGUCCCAAAUAAACUCACCUCCAUAAACUUACUUUACUUUAAUGAAGAAGAGAAUGUUGUUCUUAAACAGUAUAAUGAUAUGGUGGCAGUAAGCUGUGGAUGUCUUUAAAUGCCCCGCGUCAUGCCAUAAACCUGUAGAUACUCAAUUUUAACCAAUCGUUCAAUCUGUGUCUAAAAGUAUGUACCAGAAACUUAUGAUCUUUAGAAGUUUGGGAUACAACAAUUAGACAAAAUUGUAUUCAAUAUUUAUGCUAUUGAUUUGUCUUCAGGUGUCCAACAGCCAGUAGAGGUGUGUUUUAAGCCACAUAUUUUACAUUGUCUCAGAAAAGGGAGAGCAUCUAUGCACCAAAACCACUACAAUAAGAUGUAGUAGUUUUGGUGCUCAGACUUUCCCUUCAACAAAGGUAUACAUUUAGAAUGCUUGCAAUCCAGAGGGUUUUAGCAUCAUGAAAAUGCAAUGCCACCAAUUUGUAACAUACCCUUCUUGCUACAAUAGUUGUUAUUGUAGGAAGAAGUAUAUUUUCUUACUUUUACAAUAGUUGUAAAGUAUUUUUGAAUGUGUACUAUGAUCAUUUUGCAGCUGAAGAUUUGAAAACAAAAUGUCUAAUUAGAUUUUAUUCUUGUAUAAUACUUGCAGUAAUUUCUGUAUAUUAAUUAUUUAAUAUAUUUAGUUUGUCAAUAAAAAAAUGUGUUUUAUAUUUAAAUAUUAAAUGCCAGUUCAUGAAAUGAGGGUCCAUUUUGUACAGUCUCCUUUGUAGGAAUCUUCUUUUUAAUAUCAGUUCAUCAUGGAGGCAGAAUGUCUAAUGACACCCUUCUUGAGUCACAUAGAUUAAAAAGCUUCUAGGAAAGACAUAAGAAGACAAAGACAGUGACAAAAAGAUGUAUUAACAGUCCUGUGAGUGGCGAGCCUUAAGGAAAUGCUACAAAUACGCUAAAAAGAAAAAGUCCCUGCAAAAUGGUUACUGUAAACCGUAGGACAAGCUGAAGAUAGGAUUUCAGAAAUACUUGAUAUGGUUUGACUGGCCUGAUCGAGGGAUUCUAGACAUCAGUAUAAUCAAAAUAUACAAAGUCAAAAGUGUACCAUGCACGGAAAUUCAGGAGCAUGGUAGCUAGUGGACACAUUGGCUUAUAUAUUGAAGUGGGCAACAAUAAAUGCACUUACAUGAUUUUUUAGGCAGUGUUUGACAGGGCCUGGAAAGCUCUAGGUCUAAUUUUGGCCCUUUUCAUUGUUAGCCCCAAAUCCCAAGUAAUACCAAGAGAGAAAUAACAUCUCAAAUUGCAUAAUUUGUGAUAGAGCCACCUACAAGGAACUUCCCAAGUGACAUAACCACUACAGUGAGCUCUACAAAGGUUUCACCACUAAGCUGGGCUCUGCUAGUCACCACUCCCCCUCCUCAGCCUCCAGGAGAACUAGGACCUUCCAUUAGCUCUGCUGGGCUAAACUCAAGCUGCAAAGGAGGCAAGGAGUGGUGCCCGGCAUGCCCCAGGUAAGAAUUGAAACCGUUCUGAAAAGGAUUGACUAUCUUGGGGUAAUGUUUAUGGUGCUUGGAGUGUUGAAAAAACGCACAAUAUUUGAAGAUAAUUAUUCAGCACAGUGUGGUAUUGCUAUGAGUGCAGGGUUUUAAUGCAGUGGGCUGCAGUGUUAGUUAACACAGCAUGACUUGUGAUUAAUACAGCAGGUGUGCAGUUUAUCAUUAUGCAUUUCUAUAUUAUUCUGAAUUAAUCCAAAGAUUUGGUGUCACACUGUAAUUCAUACAACAUGUUAGGGUUUAGAGUUGGACAUGGUACAUGGUAUAUGGCUGGUUUGAGUAGGGGCUUCAGUCAAUAUGUGGGAGGGAGCAUAACAUUUACCUUUGGUCUGAAACCAAUGGUAUUGUUGCUACAUAUCAACACCCCUUGGGGUAAGAUUAGCACAAAUACAUACCCCCAAUAUACCACCCAAAGUUGGACGAACCCACAUGGAAAGGGGGAGCCUCUGCUCAAAGAAUAGACAGAUCAGCCUGAUUGGAGUGUAUUGCAGGAUGCCUGUCAAUCACUCAGGUUAGCCCACUAAGGGUGGACCAUGCAAAUAGCUAUCCAACUUCUGUUUGUUUUUAUUCUGGACGGAGGUCCACUGCACCUACGGCUUAUGGCAUGUACUCAUGGCCAUGCCACAGUUAAAAAGGAUUAUAUAUUAUUAAUGCUCCUGAGGAAGUUGAAGAUCAGCAAAAUGCGUAGCGCUAUUCCUUGGAAUUGAAUUAUUGCCACAUCCAGACAUCCUAUUUUAACCAGCUGAGGACCUUUUCCUUUGAACUGCGGUUAUCUUUUGGAAUAUGGAAAGUGGCUAGUCUGGAGUAUAAGAGCCCUUUGGAUCCAAUGCACUGUUUGUACAAUUUAUGUUGUGCCUUAUUGUUCUGAGUGGCUUUUUAUAUGCUUUUAAUGUUACCACAUGACAGAAGUUUUCAUAUUUAGCAUUCUUUCUUUACCGAACCUCCAAUUCCAGCAUUAACAAUCAAUCCAGAAACAACCAAUCAGAAAAAAAGAGGUUGAGUAAAGGACAUAACUUCCUCUUUCUUUGCUACCACAGACUCCAGUUCAGGUAAGAGUAUUUGUAUUAGGGGGAGCUCCUACUGCUUACUGUGCCAAUCUACCGCUGGAAUUUACAGUCUGUGUAGUAUUAUGGAGGAAUUUCAGCCUCACAGGGGGGAUUUCUAGGCCAUGUUCAACACUGCUGUUGCAGCUUCAGGGUAAAAGGCCUGCUCUACAGGUGUCCCUCACCUGCCUGUGGACUCUGCAGUGUCACAACCUCAGAUGGCUCAUUGGUGGAUGCCGCUGA